This is a messenger RNA of Camelus dromedarius (Arabian camel), 1849 nucleotides long. RefSeq names its product protein phosphatase 1 regulatory subunit 36 (gene PPP1R36). The record is from RefSeq and is a predicted model, not a curated record. Gene Ontology annotation, molecular function: phosphatase binding. The transcript is spliced from 12 exons. Gene Ontology annotation, biological process: negative regulation of phosphatase activity. NCBI's taxonomy places the organism in Eukaryota, Metazoa, Chordata, Mammalia, Artiodactyla, Camelidae. The coding region runs from base 201 to 1385 and encodes 394 amino acids.
CCGCCUCCACCCGCGCGCGGUGGAAAAGCCGCCCUGCGGCGCCGGACCGGGCUCGGUGGUCCGCGCCCUCCAUCCCCUCCCUAGGAGGGGCGCCGCCCUAGCCCCGGGCGAGCCGCACUCAGGGAGACGGGGCAUAGUUGUCUACGGAAGCCAAACGAUGGAGCAUUUGGGAUUACGGUUAGGGAUGUGGUACUGGAGAGAUGAAACCAGGAGUCUUGAAUUCAGAAGUUACAGAAAUGGAGUUUUACAUUAAUGGGACCAUAUUACAUCUGCUGCCACAGACAGUAAUUUUUACAAGUUUUACACCUGCGGUAGAAUUCAAGGAAAGAGGAAAGAGAGGCAAAGCAGUUCACUUUGCUGAAAUUGAUGGUACAGCUUCAGACAGGUUGACAGAUAAAAGGUUCGCUUUAAGAGAGGAUAUGUCAGCCAAAGGCUUAGAGAAACGGAGUCAGCAGGGCAACGUUACACUCCACGAUGCUAAAUUUGUUGCUUUGCUUUUGCUACAAGAUACUGAGAUGCAGCGUAUCUGUUCUUUUUCAACGUUUAUGAGGAAUAAGCAUCUUGACAAUUUCCUCAUGGCGUUAUUAUACUAUUUAUAUUACUACUUGGAAAAAAUCUCGCUGGAAAAGAAACCCAAAAGCUGUAUGGUGGGCCUUGUAGAGAAAAAAGAGAUGAAACUGGUUAUCAGUAAGUUAGAACUAGCGCAGAAAUGCUUGGCGCAGAAGUACUGUGUGCUGGUCCUGGGCUUGGGAAUGCCUGAUAAGCAUCACAUGUGCUGCGGAAAGGAGAAAAUAUCAGAUACACAAAAAGACUGGAAAUUCUUUGAGUCCUUUUAUACUUUCUGUACCUACGUAGCCUGGAUUGUCUUCCGGCGUCAACACUUCACAGAGAUUGAGGAGGAAAUAGGAAGGCUCUUUCGUUCCAACAUGUUUAACAUUCCUCGAAGGAAGCACGAGGAUGAAGAAUCAGGAGGAGAAAAGAAACGCAUGACUUUUGUACAAUUCAGGAGAAUGAUGGCAAAACGCCCAGCGAUUAAAAAAGCCAUUAACAUGCGCUCUCCAGUCAUGUCUACUCUGCUGCCCUCUCUCAAGGAAAAAGUUCAGAAUAUCUCUGAGAAAAAGUACCAUCAAGCGGGCAUCAAACUCCCAGCCCGGAUGCAAGAGCACGGGGACAACCUGGACUCUGUGCACAUGCCAGUAGUUGGCAUCUUGGGGGAGCCUCGAUGUCUGUUCAACCCCCAUACCCUUAUCCCCCUCGAUCCAGAAGAAAACAUGAAGUCGUCGGGGAGACAGUCUUCCCUGAUAGAAAGGAAUAACAUGAGGAUUCAGGAUACACUGGACUUGGUCAUGAGAACACUGUCCUCUCAAACAACAUUCCCUAAAUAAUCUGGUACAUUCCUUUUCUGUAAUUAAGUUCCUGUAUCUGAAGUAAACUACUUUGGCUUAAUCACUUUGCACAAGACUAAUAUUUAUUAUUAAACUUUAAACGUUGUUCAAAUUAUUUGGCUGAAAGUUCAACAAUAGACUAUUAAGAAUCACAGAAAGCUUUUUAAAACCUCAUUUUCCCAUAUUUAAUAGUUUGCUUUGUUAUUUAUUUACUUCCUUGGCUUUUAUGUGACUAUUUCAAGUAAUGCAUUAGGACCUGUAGCCAGUGUGCUAGUGGGCUAGUGAAGAAAAAGUCUGUUUAUUCGUUUCUAAGUUCCUUUUCAUUUUAUGAGAGAGUGUUUUUGGUACAUUUGAAAACAAAAUUCCAUAGCAAGGCAAAUUAAAAUAUUUUAAACAUUAAAUCUCUUUCUAUGGCUGUAUUAUUAUUGGCAUUGGAAUAUAAAGUAUAUCUGAUUCAUUUAAAA